AUGGCGUUCGUUCGGCGAAAAGCCCCCUUUGACGAUGAAAUUCCUGGCCUGGAACGUAGUAAAAAGACAAAAUUAGGGAAUAGUAGCCAAGAUAAAGAGUCGACAUCGCAAGACUUGUCGUCAUCGCCGUCUUUGUCAAUAUCUAAAGUCAGAACCGAAUGUGAGAAAAUAUUGCAGGAAAUUGGGAAAAAACAGGCUGACGACGGACACUUUCUAGCCAGCAUAUUUGAAGAACUUCCCUUGGCAGAAGAGUAUCCUACCUAUUACUCUGUAAUUAAAGAGCCAAUCGCAUUGGAAAAUAUAAGAGAAAAUAUAAAAAAUAACGAGUAUAAAACAAUCGAACAAUUCAAAGAAGACUGCGAUACGAUGUUUGCCAAUGCUAAAAGGUUUAAUGAACCAGGGUCAAUGGUUUACAAUGAUGCUGUUUAUCUACAGAAAUUUGUCACACAAAAAGUGACCGAAUUGCAUCCAGAAAAACAAAAGACGAGACGGACAUCUACAUCUAAAUUAAAACCUGAAUUAAAUGACAAAACUAGUACUUCCACAGAGGUGACGCCCAAUUCGAGAAGGGGAUCAUCAAGUACUAGAAGAAUAUCUUUUUCGAGGUCUGAUAACUUGAACAAACUAGAAGAAUCAUCUACAUCAGCAUCUGCUACAUCAACAGAAGCAAAUGCAUCAAUUUCGAACACGCCAAAAAAUUCACGAAUAAAACGCGGAGGAUUGAUAUCAAAUCAAGAACCACAGGAGCCUAAAUCGAAGCAUUCACCCAGAAUAAAACGAUCAGCUUCUCUUACUAAAGAACCAAGAAUAAACUCGUCACAAAAGUCAACCGCCAAGCGAACUAUAACUCCCACACAAUCACCUAAACCAAAAAGAUCAUCUAUUACGAGAAAAAAUUCUUCAGAAGAAACUUUAAUAAAACAAGAAAAUGAUGCCGAUGAACAUAUGAUCAAUUCACCAAAGUCUACUCCGACAAGACAUUCGUCUAGGUCAAAGCGAAAUUCUACUGUUCAACCAUCUGCUGUUGCUGCUUCAGAAGAAGAAUUUGAAGAAACUUCGAGCUCUUCAUCAAAGCCGAGACGGAAUAAUCGUAAUAGAAAUUCGGAUUUCCACAAUUAUACCGAAGAAGAUGCUAGUGAGCUUUUCAGAGUAAUUUCGAAUAACGAUUUCGAAGGCAUCCAACAAUUCUUUUCAAUACAUCCAAACUUUGAUGUAAACAAAUUAUGGCAUUCAGGCAAACAAGACUUCACCGACGAUGACUUCACAUGGUCUCCUUUACAUUGCGCAGCUUAUCACGGAAACAAAAAUAUUAUAAGAUUCCUGAUUAAACAUGGUGCUGAUGUGGAACUUCAAGACACGUGGUAUUCUGCAACACCUUUGGCGUGGGCAGCAUUCGGAGGAGAUUUCGAGGCUACUCGCUUUUUAGUCGAAGAAUUCGGUGCAGAUAUAAAAGCACAGAAUGUUCACGGUCAAAUCCCUUACGAAAUUGUACCAAGUCCAGAUCCACAUUGGCAAAGCAUUUUGCUAGAAGCUUCUGAGGUAGAACCUCCGGAUAAAAAUUCUGUGACACCAGAUGACAAUGAUAAACAAAGAACAGAAAGUAGACCAUCUACUCCAAUCAGACAAAUUGCUCGAAGUGGGCCAUCGACACCAGAACCAAGGUCCGCGAGGUCGUCUUCAUUACAAAGAAUGCCAUCUUACUCGAUAAAGUAUCCGGCACAUAAAAGCGUGUCUAAUACCAAACAAAAAGGUUCUCAGGUCAGUCAACUUAUGAAAGAUUUAUGGCAAUUAAUUGUUGAUCACCGAGAUAGCAGUGGUCGACAAUAUUCUGAACUUUUCAUGGAUUUGCCCUCCAAGACAGAAUAUCCACAGUAUUAUAAAGCAAUCGAAAACCCGAUUUCUUUAAACUUAAUUGAGCGCAAGAUAAGAAAGGGAUACACUUCAAUUCAAGAUUUUGAUCGGGAUUUUCAAUUGAUCUUCGAGAAUGCUAUGUAUUUUAAUGAAGAUGGUUCACGCAUUUUUAAAGACGCCAAAUUGCUGCAAAAACUAUACAAUAACAAUAAAAAAGAAUUGUUCAAAGCAUGUGCUGUAGAGACACCUACUACUCCCGGAACAUCAAUAUAUUAUAAGAGUUCUGUGACACCAACUUCCCGAAUUUCAACACCCGAG
Molecule: messenger RNA, 2169 nt
Organism: Ambispora leptoticha
Lineage: Eukaryota; Fungi; Glomeromycota; Glomeromycetes; Archaeosporales; Ambisporaceae
Source: the annotation of a GenBank genome assembly